CGCUCAAUACCUCCUACAUCCUCUAUGUUACCAAAUUCACAACAUGGCAGAUAUUCUAAACACCGAAAAUGUUCUGGGGAUUGCCCAGAAAGCUCUACAGGGAGACAGGAAUGUUGAAUUCAGCCUCAAGACUACUUACGAAGCUAUCGCUCUCAUCGGUCAUGCAUGUAUGCUGGCUGUGGACUUUCGUCUAGUCGGCCUUAGCGAAGAACACAAUAUAGAAGGCUCAUCGGAGAAUCCAUCCCUCCCGCCGGAAUGGAACGCAAACGACACCUUCUCCUUUCGAUAUGCCCACUUGCAGUCGUCCAUGCAAUAUCUGCUUAAGGUUAGCCGGAUAGGAAACAAUGCCGUUGUGUUUGCCCUGGCACUAGGCGAUGACAGAACCACCUCCUUUGAUAUUCCGGUCAAAGACUUCAUUUCAGCAUCCUCUUUACCCCUGUCAUCAACGGAAUCAAGAACCAGUCUCAAGGAUGUAUUCAUUUCUACAUCCCGUUUGGCCGAUUUGAUUGGGCUAUUCAAGAUCAACGUAAUCCAAAAACUCGCCCCUGGACUAUACAAGGAAGGAUAUGAUGCUUCGAGUCAGUCAAUCCGGGAACAGCCGCGAGAGGGGCCCCCACGGCGUGAUCCUUUGAGAGAUGAUACACUCCCACAGCCCGCGCGCCCGUACCCGUUCGACGACCCCCUAGCGGCAGGCCCUCGGCGACCAUUUCCUCCGGGUGACUUUGCACCACCAGGAUUUGAAGAUGAAUAUGAAAUCCAGAGGCCACCUCGAGGGUUCGCUCCCGGUCAGGGAGGCAGAAACCCGCUCAGUAUAGGAGAUCGAGAUCUGUAUCCUCCCGGGCUAGGUCCUCAUGAUCCUCUACAUGGAGGUAUUGGGCCGGGCCUCGGCGGAGUCGGUGGCGGAGGUAUGCACCCAACUUUUGAUGAUCCUAUAUUUGGCGGUCAGGAGGGAAGAGGAUAUGACCCACAGGCACCUCCUGGAGCACGGUAUGAUCCUGUAGGACCCGGGGCAGGUCCGCCAUUUGGACGAGGGCGCGGUCCCUUCGGCGGACGUGGCGCCGGCGGAGGCGGAGCUGGCGGGUUUGGGUUCGGCGGUGACAUCAUCUAAGCGCGCGGUUAAGCUCCGUCGGUUGUAGCUUAGUUGGGCAGAAACACAUUUCUUCCCAUAGACGACGUGAUGACAGAUUGGGAAACAUAAUUUCC
Molecule: messenger RNA, 1203 nt
Organism: Aspergillus alliaceus
Lineage: Eukaryota; Fungi; Ascomycota; Eurotiomycetes; Eurotiales; Aspergillaceae
Product: proteasome inhibitor PI31 family protein
Exons: 2
Coding region: 44-1108 (354 amino acids)
Biological process (GO): proteasome-mediated ubiquitin-dependent protein catabolic process
Molecular function (GO): endopeptidase inhibitor activity; proteasome binding
Source: RefSeq, a predicted model, not a curated record